AUGACCAUCAAAGCCUGGUUCGACGUCGAGUACACCGACGCUGCGCUUGACAAAGCCAGAAGUGAUGCUCAGCGUUCUGGCGGUGCUGUCCCAGCUCCCAAGAAAGGACGUAUCAACUUCAAUCUCUACGACGACGUAGUCCCAAAGACUGCCGAGAACUUCCGUGCCCUUUGCACCGGCGAGAAGGGUUUCGGCUACAAGGGUAGCAAAUUCCACCGAAUCAUUCCUCAAUUCAUGCUUCAAGGCGGUGACUUCACUCGGGGCAACGGCACCGGCGGCAAAUCGAUCUAUGGUGAGAAGUUCGCCGAUGAAAACUUCAAGAAACAACACUCCCGACCGGGUCUGUUGUCCAUGGCCAAUGCGGGACCAAACACCAACGGCUCUCAAUUCUUCAUUACCACCGUCGUGACCUCUUGGUUGGAUGGCAAGCACGUCGUCUUCGGCGAAGUUGCCGAUCAAGAGAGCAUGAAAGUCGUCUCGGAUCUCGAGAAGACUGGUUCGGGUACCGGUCAAGUCAAACUGGAUUUCAAGCCCACCAUCGUUGACUGCGGUGCCGAGUAA
Rhinocladiella mackenziei CBS 650.93 is the source of this 561-nucleotide messenger RNA. RefSeq names its product peptidyl-prolyl cis-trans isomerase. The transcript has 4 exons. Lineage: Eukaryota; Fungi; Ascomycota; Eurotiomycetes; Chaetothyriales; Herpotrichiellaceae. Gene Ontology annotation, biological process: protein peptidyl-prolyl isomerization; protein folding. Gene Ontology annotation, molecular function: peptidyl-prolyl cis-trans isomerase activity. The record is from RefSeq and is a predicted model, not a curated record. The coding region runs from base 1 to 561 and encodes 186 amino acids.